Messenger RNA from Gallus gallus (chicken), 11077 nucleotides. It is a transcript of the gene ZMAT4, whose product is annotated as zinc finger matrin-type 4. Gene Ontology annotation, molecular function: zinc ion binding; nucleic acid binding. Bases 1377 to 2063 code for a protein of 228 amino acids. Gene Ontology annotation, cellular component: nucleus. The transcript has 7 exons. NCBI's taxonomy places the organism in Eukaryota, Metazoa, Chordata, Aves, Galliformes, Phasianidae. The record is from RefSeq and is a predicted model, not a curated record.
UGUCCCAAGUCAGUGCUGUCAGAGGUGGCUGCAGAGCAAUGCAGUGCAAUGCAAUGGGACGUGAUGCGAUGCUGGGGAUGGCUGGGCUGGACGUGCUGCAGCUUUUUGGACAAGAGGAGGGAGAUGCUUCUCACAGCCAAACCUGACGUUCCCCAGUGGUGCAUCCCUGCUGUAAGAACCCAGAAAUCAUCUUGCAGUGCAGCCCAUGCACUCUGCAAAGAGGUCUGGGGGUGUGAGAGUGGCGUGGGGGCCCUGCAGGGCACAGAGUUGCAGUGGGCUUUGAGGACUCCACCUGCCUUACUUACUCGUGAGGCUCAAGGGGAGCAGCCCAAGCUACGCAUCAAGUAGUUUUUGAAGGACAAAUGCUCCAAAUGUAAUUGUGAUGGAGAGCGUAGAAGUGCAUGAAGAGCACAGAUGUUGUGUGAGUGCUCUGGAGCAGGCACUACCCAGAGCUGUGUGAGGAGUCUGUGCUGCUGUGGGAACCUCUCAUGUGAGCACAAUGCAUUACAGCAGAGCGCUGCUUGCUUUUCUCAUAGUAUAUUUUGACAAAGAAAUCUGUACUUGAUUGUUUUGCUUUGUUUUAAACUUGUGGUUGAUAUAAACACAUUAUGGCUUCUGUUCUCUCUCUUCUGUGAUUGGAGCAAGAAAACCUCUCAAUAAAAUGUUUUUUUUUUUUUUCCCUUUCUUUCAAAGUUAUUUUUACUGUUGCCUUUUCUAUAUCAGUUGCAUUACUCGUGGUGCUCAGGGACGUGAUUUAGCAGAGGGUUGUUAGGGUAGUAUGGUUAGGUCAUGGUUGGACUUGAUGAUCUUUAAGGUCUUUUCCAACCUGAGUGAUUCUGUGAUUCCACGUGGCACCAACACCCACAGGUUCAGCACACUGUCUCUGCGGACACAGCUUAUCUGCGCUGCUGCCUGGCAAGGAGAGAUGCAAGAACUUAAAGCAUACAUCCACAGUGCUGAGACAGAGAAGUUCUGUCAGAGCGCUGCUGCUGGAAAGUGCUUUAUCUGCACACUAAUACCCCUGUUGCACACCAGCUAGCUCACGCCAGUGCAAACAAAGGCAGUGAGCUCCUUACAGCAAACAGUGCUGUCCGCAGGAAUUAUUUCUUAGAGAAUGUUGUUGCUGUCACUGAUUGCAAGGAAAGCAGGCACACACCUGAAACCCCUGUCCCAUUGGUCAGCCCUGGCUCCAGCUCUCAGGUUUUUCCAACCAGAGCAAUCGCCCAUCCUUUGAGAAAUGGCCAGCAGGUGUGGCUACAGCCUGGAGUUGGUCCCAGGUGUAGGGGAGGUUUGAUAGUGGGGAAGCAGGGGAGCUGCUACCUUCCCGUGCCCCUGGCCAGGGACAUCAGCAACAGCACGUGGUACCAUGAGAGCAGAUGAAAUCAUCUGACAUUGACCAGGAGUUGUUCACUGAGAGUUACUGCAGAGUGUGCAGCGCGCAGCUGAUAUCCGAGUCCCAGCGCGUGGCCCACUACGAGAGUCGGAAACACGCCAGCAAAGUUCGCCUCUAUUACAUGCUUCACCCCAUCGAUGGAGGCUGUCCAGCCAAAAAGCUCCGCUCAGAAAAUGGCAGCGAUGGUGACUCGGUGGAUAAGAACAAAUGCUGCACGCUAUGUAACAUGUCCUUUACCUCAGCAGUGGUGGCUGAAUCGCAUUACCAAGGGAAAAUCCAUGCCAAAAGGUUAAAGCUGUUGCUAGGUGAGCCGCCGGCACUGAAGGCCACAGAGACCCUGGGCUCCUUGAAGCAGCCCCGCGCGGAUCGGCCCCCAGCAGCGUCCCCACCGCAGCCACGCAGGGAUUCAGACCGCUACUGCCAGCUGUGUGCCGCGUGGUUCAACAACCCCGUCAUGGCCCAGCAGCACUACGACGGCAAGAAGCACAAGAAGAACGCGGCCAGGGCUGAGCUGCUGGAGCAGCUGGGGAAGACGCUGGACCUGGGCGAGCUGCGAGGCCUGAAGCGCAGCUACACAUGCAACAUCUGUAACGUCACACUGAACUCCAUAGAGCAGUACCACGCGCACCUGAAGGGCUCCAAGCACCAGACCAACCUGAAGAAUCAGUAGCAGCACAUGGGAUGGAGCGAGGAAAAGCACUGAGCCCCCACCUGCAGGGAGGAAGGCUGCUGUCCUGGACGUCGAUGUGGUGCCUGGCUGACUGACACGUGAUUAACCUCGCUUUGGACAGACAGACAGACAGAUACUACUAUUUUUUUUUUUUUUUUUAAUUUUGUGGUGAGUUAAAAUAUUUCAAUGGAUUUUUUUACCCUUUCAAGAUAAUAUUUAUUCAGCACAGAGUUUAGAGAAUGAUAACAGUCCUGUAAAUACGACGCUUCAUCACCACCCAUCACCACAGACAGAGGAAAGGAACUAUUUUACUUUCUCAUAUUUAUUCUUAGAUUUCUUCCGAGAGCAUAAAAGCAUUCUAUUACGUGACCCACGGUAGUGAUGUAACCAGUCUCCAGCCAGAAAUAAACAUACUUCCUUCACCUCCUCCAGCAUGGUUUGUGCCGACAGCCAAAAGUGAAUGGCAGGGAUUGAAUAACGGAUGAAUGUUUUCCUUUCCUCUUUGUCUUCAGAGAAACAAACAGUUCACUGAGUGGAGAAAGCAAAAAUGAAAGCCUAGGAUCCUUUUCCUGCCGUUAGGACUGCUGAUGGGUGGAUGGGAGCUGUCUGCUCUGCUGACUCUGGAUGCACACCGAUGCCCAACACCCCUCGCUCUGCAGCAGGGCGGUGGGUGCCGGGCAGGGAUGCUGCCAUGGAGGCUGCUUGCAGGACAUGGAUGCUGGAGCCCUGCGGGAACACUUCCCGGUGCCCACUGCUCCAGAGAGCCCCCCGGUCCAGUCUGAGGGCUGCACAGCCGGGGCCCCAUGGUGGGAAGUGGGUCCUUGCUAACAGGGAGGAAAAAGCCUCAAAGCAUUGGAAGGAAAACGAUGCAGCGGCCUCAGAUGUCCAGAGGAGUGCUGUGCGGAUCCCUCCUGGGUCCUCAUCUGCAGCUCAUCUGCAAGGUGUGAAUUCCUCACCUGUGUUGGGGUGAGCUGAGGUGUGAGUACCUACCCACUGGAAAUGAGGGGGUUUGAAAUGGUGUUAGGCUUUCUGCUGCAGUCAGCAGAGAGGGACCAGAUAUCUUGCCUAGGCUGCUGCAAUGCGAAGAACUGAGAUAACUAAGAUCAGAUUUCAAGUACGUCCUACAAGCAAAGCAGAGCAACCCUUGCUGUGCCCCGUGUUCUACCAGCUCGCUUAGUGCACUUUGCAUGCAGCGAACCUGUCUUGAGAAUGUUGAUAGAGAUUAAGCACCACCUCUUCCAGAGCAAUCUGGUUGGUUUAUAUAUCUGUAGUAGCACAAUCCUUCUGAGGCUGCCCAUUUCCCUGCUUCUGCAUCUCCGAAAUAACAGGCUGUGACAUUUCCUCUUUGAGCACGCUCAACCAGAGGCCGUCUGCUGUCUUUGGAAGGGAGUGGUGAUGCCUACAGCUCCAUCAGCUCACUUACCAGAAAUGCAGCAUCUCAAAGUGAGCGGUGCCCCUCUGCUGUUGGCUCUGUGUUGGGAAACUGAAUUUAAAACCCACAGGGCCUGCAGGUUUGUGAAUUCUCUGCCAACUGAACAAACUGUCCAUGGGUGUUUGAUCUGCGUCCUCCAUCCGCUUCUCUGCACACUGCUAAAUCAAAGCAAAGGAAGAACAUGCUGCUCUGCAUCGUGGUGUUGAGCAGUGCUGUCUUUCAGAUGAGGGGCAGUUGGGCACAUCGCCUGGAAACCUGCGGCUGUGGUGCAGAUGUCAUUUGAUGUGUUCAUAGCAUCACUGCUGUCACUGUGUGUCUGUGGUGUGGCUGCUGGUAAGUCAGUAGCAGAGGAUGCCGUGGGCAAUGCCUACUCAUGGAGGGACAGAAAACAGUGUCGCUGCUGCUGGCAGCUCUGCUCUUUGUGCCUCUCCUACCCUGGGAUGUUCGCUGCAGGGCUGUGCUGCUGCACCCAAUGGGCACUGCAAAGCUGCUCAGCUCUCCUCCCUGCUGGCAAUGCUGUGCCACUGGUUUUAAUUACUAUCUCACCUGGGACUCUGAAAUCCCUCACUACCUCGCUGCCUGUUUGAAGAAAACAAACCCUUUUUUGUUGGUGAAAAUAAUUAUUUUACCUUGAGAAGGCAAUUAAAAGCCUGAGCUCACCAGAUGUAUUUCUAAAGGACUCUUUGCAAAUCUUUGGGAGAGAAGAGAAAUAAUUCUCCUAAAUCAGGAGGCAGAUCAAUAACACACGUUGCUCUGCAGAAGGCCGUGUUUAUUUUGCCUGCCAGCAAUGAAACUCAAUAGACCCCCAGCAGUCGAAGAAGAAAUGAGACCUCUGUGGUUUUGCAUUGUGAGUUUCCUGUGUCUGUGUUUUUUGUUUUGCUCGUUUGUUUUUGUCAUAUGAAAUCUAUUGGCAAAUAAUGGGCAAUGAUCAGCACUUUAUUUUCAUCUGGCAUUUAAUCAAAGGGACGUGCUACAUCUGCACAAUAGCUGGGCUAAUUGCUCAACCAAACAGGACAAACCAUUGUUCAUCCUCAAGGCUGAUGGAAUAAAUAUGAAUAUCAUCGUGGUUGAUCACAGAGAUUACAAAGAAAAUGGGGCAAAGACCCCAUUCCCCUUUCUUGGCUGCAGCAGGUGGGGGGCACAGAAACAAAAUUCAGGUGGUGGAGGAGAACGACUGCAUUGCUGAGGAGGACAGGAGUGCAUCCUUACAGCGUGACCUUUGGUGCUGUCACCUCUUCCCUGACUGCUGCUGCACUUCUGCCUUCAGCUGUGCAGAGGGAAAGGUUGGAAAUGCUGCAGAAUGGAAUUGUUUACUCUCCGGGGUCAGUAGAAGUACUAAAGAAGCUCUACAUGAUUAAUUUGUGCUCUUGCAUCAAUGCCUUUCAUGUGUGCAGGAGAAUGGGCUCUUUGCAGAUGAGUAAGCAUCUCCUUGGGUUCCAUAGCUAUGGGGCUCUUUCAUUUAUCGUGGUCUGGGUGAUAAUGUAAGGCAGUGUUUCUGAAAGUAAGCUGCCUCUUUACAGAGGGAAUGUGGUACAGAAAUAGAGCACACCAUUCAGGUGGGUGGGGAAUUUUUGGAGCUCCUUCCCCCCAGACUCCCACAGCCCUCCUUCUCCUCCUCCCAUUUUGUGCUCAGGGUGCUGCAGAGGUGAUGCUGCCAGGAGAAAGGAGGAUUUCCUAACUCGUGUGCUCAGGUAAUCACAGUGAGCUAAUUGCAGCAAAUUAAUUACAGCACAAGCACAACUCCUUCUCCCGGGCAGGUGUGCAGAGAGCUCUGCUCCUGCUGCAGUGUGCUGGGCUGAGCAGCCUGGACGGCCCUCCCCAGCUGUGCUGCCUGCCUGCAUGGAAGCAAUGGCCGCAGGCUUUGGUCCCUAAAUCCUUCUAAUCUCUUCCUUUUCUGAAGUUCAUUAGGCCUUCAAAGCAAGACAUAAAAAGACAAAUCUCCUGGUGGGAAGUCAGCAAUCCCUGCAGAACUGCCUCCAGACUGCGCGCUUCGCUCUGAUGUUGAGAUGGGUACGGCACUCCAAGCUUAAAGGCUGUGCAGAUAUAUCUGGGAACUUUGGCAAUGGAAGCAGUGAAACCCUCACAUCCCCGGAGGUUGGUUUAAAUAGAAGGGUGAAGACUUUUGCUUAUAAUUUCUUCAUUAAAACCACGCAGGCUGCAUUUGUCCUGCAGCACAGCCAUACCUUGCAGGAUGUGAGUUUGCUCCGCUCAAACUUUUUCGCAGCUCAAAAUUCCACGUCAAGGAGACUGUAAAGGUAAUAACCAUCAGCCUGGCUGCGUCACACUCACACACAUUCCUGCCGAGCAGUGCUAACGGAGCACCGCUGGUGGCUGGUGUGAUUCUAGCACCAGAGCUGUGAUCCUGUAGAUGUGUUCUGCUCAAGUUCUGUAGCACACAGCAGUACCGUUCCUCAGGCUGCAAUGUCUCAGAAGGCCACAGCCUGCCCUCCUGUGCUGCUCUAUGCUCAGACACAUCACAGCACAAAUAAUACAUGUUUUCUUAACUGGCUUCCCAUGUUAAGGCAAUAAAGCUCUAUGGCAACAGUCUGUACAGUGACUCUGCCCUGAGGCACGCCACUUCAUAGGAAGAAAUUAAUCACGGGAGAAGAAUGCUCCCCGUGUGUAAAUGGUGCUUUCUUUGUUAAGUUCCUCUUGCAUCAGCCUCAUUAGCAAGCCUUGACCUUUAGAUCCACCUUCCCCACAGUUCUGUGUGUGAAAUCCUUCCUGCAGGCUGUGCCCGGCGCUCACCAUGGAUCUCUGGGUCCUUCUGAGCUUCUGGUCCUCUCCCACCACGAGAGCAGAUUGGAACCUCCGUGUUUGCUGCAGUGAGAGGCAGAGAGAACCCAAUUUGGUUGUUAAAUAUUUGUGAUCUAGAGGAGGAAAGAGCAAACAGGCAUUGACAUCCCAAUGUGUUCCCCACUUACAUUACUGCACUGAGCUCACUGCAAGACUUCAGGAUGCAUUUUUUAGUCUAUUUCCAGUGUCAGAAUGGGGAUGAUGGAGGUAUUCCCAAUGUUCUACUGAUGUUUCUCUUUGCCACGUGUGCUCUUCCAGGCAGCUACAGGGCUCUUAGGUCAGAGCUGUGUCCUGCAGAGCAGAGGGCUCCAUUUGCAGGUCCCUACCUGGGGGUGUUGCUGUGCUGAUGCACUGCUGAUGCCCACAGCUCGCCGGCCCUGUACGGGCUUUGCCAUACCAGGGCUGGAAAGUUUCAGCAGCGGCCCCUCUGUGCUCUGCUGCUCACUAAUGGAGCCUCGUGGUGUGCUCGUACAUCUCUGACAAUAGCCUUUGUCUAAUACGUUUUUAAUCAGUGUGUGCAUUUCAAUUUGCAUAUUAAUAGCAAGGAGAUGUUAUUGUACAGUGCUGUUGAUGAGGCGGCUGUCAUGCUCAGCCUUCAAGCUGAGCAGAGAAAGAAAGCACAUCUAUUGUACAAGAGGUGCAAUUGCACAUGUUUUACCAUCCACCAUUCUCUAUUUAUCUCUGCCUUUCGUUUUCCUUAAUAGCUCAGAUGGGUGUGUUCUUUUUUCUGCUUUUUUUUUUUCCCAUGAACAAGCAUCAUUUAAAGGGAUUUUGUGACUGUUGUGACAGCUCCAAGCCAGCCUAAAUAUCACAUUUCUACUGGACGUUUUUGACUUGCAAAGUGGCAAAAGCUUGAUUUCUUUCUGCUUAUCCCCUUUCUCAGCUCUUCACCUGCUGUGUCAGAUGGCACUGACACUGUCAGUGCUCCGGAGUUUCUGCAUGUUGGUUUUGCUCUUCACCUUCCUCCCCACUGGGCUCAGCAGGAAAAUGGCCUCAGGGCAAAAAGCCAAGAGUCAAAGGAGAGAAAUUCAAAAGAGAAACGAAGGAAACUGGAAUCAGAGGAAAAAAAUCCAGAGGAAAAAGUGCAUCCCCAGCAGCCUGGCCGUGCUAAUUGCUGUUGGAGCUCCCUGGCAGGUGGAGGAAAAGCAAAUGUUUUGGCCAGCAUGGGCUGGGUGCCGAGGAGCCUGCUGGGUGCUGCUGGGACUGAGCAGCCGUGUUCAGCCCGGCCUGCUUUUAGCAUCACUACAUUUCCAACAUGCUCUCCUAAUCCGGGAUCAAAGCACGCAGUCAGCAGAAGGCAUUUGGAGGGAGAACAGUGCUGUUUUCCAUCCGUUCCCCUCUGCCAAGAAAGCUGUUCUUGCUGAGGAGCUCCCAGCACGGGUUAUGGGAUCACACCGGCUUCUGGGAGUUGAUCUCUGCCCUCCUGCAAGGAGCAGAACACAGGGAGAGCCCCGUGAGCAUCCCCUGUGCUGCACAGAACGGCAGCGUCAGGCACAGAACCGCAGAGCAGAGCAGGCACUGCUCACAGCGCUGUGCAAACACUGAGCGACAACAUUUUGGAAGAGGAGCCUCCCCGCGAGAUGGGAGGCAGUGCAGAAUUAGGGGUUUUCAAUCACAGCGGCUCCACGAGAAAAGAAAUGCAGCUGCUGCUCUGAAAUCGGUCUGAAUCCUGCAGACAGCCACUGCCGUGCGGGACAAAGUGCUGCCAGGUGGGAGAAAUCCCCGUCAGCAUUCGCUGCAGGGAAGGUGGAUGGAGUAAUGAGAGCGAGCAGAGGCGUGGGAUGGAUGUUUCACUCCAGAGCUCCAAUCCAUUUAUAUAAUCAUAGUUGUUAUCGCAGUAAAUGUAAAUAACUGAUUGAGUUCAAAUGUAGUGUUUGACAACGCUGAUUCUUUGUGAGUACACACUGAAUUCUUGGAGAAUUACUUUAUUUCAUCAGACAGACCCGCAAUGUGUUCAACAGCCCUUUAGGCAUUUAGGUUGGGCCGUACUCUGUGAUUUUUCUUGCUCUCCAAAGCAUAAAGCCUCUUACAAGUUCAUGUUUUAAUCAAUUGCUUGAAUCAAAGUAUGUGGCAGUUUGGCAGCUUGCCCUUUGCUGCAUUGCUAUAGCUGCAAUAAUAGCAAUAAUGAUAUCAUGAAAAUACAAAAAGGCUGCUUUGCACCUUGUCAGCCCACGGCAAUGAAUAACCAGGAUGACCUUAAUUUGUUUUCUAUCAGAUGUGUUGGCCCACAACCUUCAGUAGCAUCCAAGAUAGGCAUCGGAGCUGCAGCCCACCUCCCCACGCUAAGCAGCAGCCUCCCUAAUUAGCCUGUGUGCAUCACAGCAGCUGCUGCUCUGGUCAGGGUCACGCGAGGGCUUCACCCCGUGCAGUUUCUGCUCUGUGCAGGAUGGAUGCUGCGCCCUGCAGCCAGGACAGAGCAGGACAGACCCCGCUGUGGUGGUCCCAGGGCUCUUUGCAGGGGGCUGUGGUGGCCAAACUGAAGUGAGAUCGGCACUGUGGGGACGGAGGGGGGUUUCAAAGGCCUGGAGACAGCUGCAUUCAGAAAUAGAUCAGAGCAGCACUUCCAUCCAAAAGGGAAAAAUAGUAAAGAGUGGCUUCAAAAUAGCGCUGUCCGUGACAUCCCACUUGUGCACGCUUUUAAUGAGGCUGGUGCUGGUCUUAACAGGAGGAUGGCCUCAAUUCCAUUAUAGCUUUGUGCUAUUGAUACAAUGCUUCUCAUAAUGAGGGCGUUAUUAUCUUUGUUGGGAAAUGCAGAAUGCAGCAGAUGCACGGUGUUAAAUAAUGACAAAGAGACUCAGCAGGAGCCAGGAGCAUGGAUGGUGCCCUGCUGGGGACGAGGGGGCCCUCGGAUGGACACUGCGAGGAUGUGCUCUGUGCUCGUCCCUGCAGAGCAGGGCAUGGAGAUGUCUGAGCUGCUGGGUGCUUCGAUUCCUCUGCUGGGAGAGGGCUCCUGGGCUCCUGCUUUGGUCGGUGCCACGGGGCUCUCUUCCCUCAGUCUGCCCUCGGGGCCAAUCGCUCACAUCCAUGCCUUCAGUCACUUCUGUAGGUUUCAGCAGUGUGCACCUUUGGCAAGGUCUGGCCUGAGCCCAGCUGAGCCUCUGUACCACCACUGCCACAGCUGCCUCCCCCCGCCCUACUGUGAGUCACUUCCAAAGACACUUUUAGUUCAUUAAUGCUGAGAUGCAUUAAAAUGAACCUCAGUAAAAUGGCAAUGCUGAUAAAAGCAGCCCCCAUCCUCCACCCACUCCAUGCCCCAGUUGCUCAGGUUCGUUUCUGUCUUUGAAUCAGACAGAGGGAAGCUCCAAUUUUCUGCAAAAUCACGUCUGGGUCCCAAAGGGAGCCUGGAGCAGACACACAGUUGUUGUGCUCCUGCAGGGACACUGAGGGCUGCAACUGGAAGCAACAGAUUGCUCUGGGGGCAGUGGCUUUGGGGGUACAUUGGCAUGUAGUGUGCAGUCCUACACAGCCCCAAGGAGUGUAUUUGUGCUGGUGAUGGCCCAACUUCGGGAUGCAUUGUAUGGAACAAGACCAAUCAGUAACUCAAUGACAUAAGGUUUUUAGCACCAAUGAGCUGGAGAUGGUGAUCAUGGGAUGUUAUUCCAAGAGGAAAAGUCAAAUGGAAAUGGAGGAUAAGUAUGCAAGAACUAAAGCAAAGCAACUUGUUGGGGAGACCAAAGCCACCACUGGGAUAAAUCCUUAUAGAACAGAGCUGAAGAGCCAGAUGAUGACGUGCUCUUUCCGAGUGAAUUUUCUCAGGGGCAACGAGGCACAGCUGAUGAGCAGGGCAGCAUAAAUCAGCAAAGCCUCCAAUACAGCCCAGCUGCACUGAUGUGACCAGAAAGCUCCAUCAAGCUAUUAAAUCAUUUGCACAAGACAAGCAGUCAAGCCCUUCUUUACCACUAGCAACCAACAUUCUGGUAAAACUCAUCUUUAUUUUGCUGUUGUCCUCAGCAUCACAUCGGUGGCCACUUAACAAUAAGUGCCUACAGGCCCUGAAAGCAAGAAGGCAAAAUCAGCAGGAGCACAGCUGGCAGGAGCUGAGCAUUUCUGUGGGGCCUCAGACAUAGGGAGUGUGGGCUGUGGGGCUCUGCCUGCAGACUGUGAUAAUGGGAACAGGGACUGUGGGAGUUCCUGCUGACUUUCACCUGCAUCAUCAGCUCUGUGUAAAUCUGUUAGUUGUGGUGGUGGUGAUCUGAGAGUGUAGGCAAAUUAAGGUUUGUGGCAAAGAACAAAACUUUUAGCAAAACGCACAGCUAUUUUUUUUAUUAGAGCAUCCAAUACAGGUAGGACAUGGACAAGCUUUAGGGCAAAGAGGCCCCACAGGACUUCCCUGGGUGUGAAACAGAAACAAAAAGCUUCAAGGAAGAUUCAGGCUGGAAAAAACAUUCAGCUUCAGUUUAACAUAAUUAUGACAACAAAUUAGAGAGUUAGGAGGCAAAUCUGCCAGUAAGCACCUGUGAAAUCAGCCUUCAUAACCCUUGUGUAUCAGUUCAAAUCUGGGAUAUUGGAAUCCUGUUACAGCCAUCACCUGAUUUCCCAGUGUUUAAAAUGCAUUUACUGUUUUGCAAGGGACACACAAGUAGGAACUGUCACCUGGCAGAUGUGGGUUGCCCAUGCUGUGAUCUGCCUGUGGGGCUUUGCACAGUCUGUUGUUUGUAUGGGGCAGCGCCCAGCCCGGCUACUUCUGUUCCAAGAACAGCAUCUCUGUGUAUGUCCCUCUUCUGAAGCAAGCACAAUCAGAGAUGUAUUUCAAAAGGAAUGUUAAAAAUAAAUAAUCUGCAAUUCA